GGCUGCACCUGUUCCCCCGGCAAGAGCCCAGAAGAAGAUGACUGGCAAGCAGAGGAAGACGAGGCCGGAGGUGGCAGUGACGUUUGAGGAUGUGGCUGUGCUCUUCACUCGGGACGAGUGGAGGAAACUGGACCCUUCGCAGAGAAGCUUGUACCGGGAUGUGAUGCUAGAGAAUUACAGCCAUGUGCUCUCUCUGGGAUUCCCAUGUUCCAUGCCAAAGGUCAUCUCUCUGUUGCAGCAAGGAGAAGAUCCCUGGAAGGUAGCCAAAGAAGGUCCCGCAGGCUCCUGUGCGGGUUGGAAAAGUGGUCCUAAAACCACAACAUCAACUCAAACACCAGACUCCUCAUUUCAGGUUCCAAUCAUGAAGAGAUCCAAAAGGAAUAGACCUCGGGGCUUGAAAGCAGGAAGAUCUGACAUAUGUGAAGACAGGUUAGAGAAGAAACAGGAUAAAAAGGAGAAUGUUCAGAUGGUUUUAGUCACCAACCAAAAAAUCCCAACUCUAGAGAAAAGCCAUAAAAAUAUUGAAUUUAGCCAUAAAGCAAAUUUAAAGUCAGUGCAUACUCAGCAACAAAUGGUUUCCAGAGAAAAGACACCACCAAAAUGUGAAAUACAAGGCAACACUUUCAAACAGAAUGUAAAUUUACCCAGUCAACCAAAAAUGACGGCGGAGAAGCGUUAUAAGUGCAGUAUGUGUGAAAAAACUUUCAUUAACACUUCAUCCCUUCGUAAACAUGAGAAAAAUCAUAGCGGAGAGAAAUUAUUUAAAUGUAAAGAAUGUUCUAAAGCCUUUAGCCAAAGUUCAGCUCUUAUUCAGCAUCAAAUAACUCAUACUGGAGAGAAGCCCUACGUGUGUAAAGAAUGUGGGAAAGCCUUUACUCUUAGUACUUCGCUUUAUAAACAUCUAAGAACACAUUCUGUAGAGAAAUCCUAUAGAUGUAAAGAAUGUGGGAAAGCCUUCAGUCGAAGGUCGGGCCUUUUUAUACAUCAAAAAAUCCAUGCUGGAGAAAACCCCUGUAAAUAUAAUCCAGGCAGAAAGACAUCUGGUUGCAACACACCCUUUCCUGGAUGUCCAAAAAGUUAUUCCAAGAAGAAGUCUUAUCUGUGUAAUGAGUGUGGCAACACCUUUAAAUCUAGCUCAUCCCUGCGUUAUCAUCAGAGAAUUCACACUGGAGAGAAACCUUUUAAAUGUAGCGAAUGUGGGAGAGCCUUCAGUCAGAGUGCCUCUCUGAUCCAACAUGAAAGAAUCCACACUGGAGAAAAACCCUAUAGGUGCAACGAAUGUGGGAAAGGCUUCACUUCUAUUUCCCGACUCAAUAGACACCGAUUCAUUCAUACUGGUGAAAAAUUCUAUAAUUGCAAUGAAUGUGGGAAAGCCUUAAGUUCUCACUCCACACUUAUUAUUCAUGAGAGAAUCCAUACCGGAGAGAAACCCUGUAAAUGCAAAGUGUGUGGGAAAGCCUUCCGACAGAGCUCAGCGCUCAUUCAGCAUCAGCGCAUGCAUACUGGAGAAAGACCCUAUAAAUGCAACGAGUGUGGGAAAACGUUCAGGUGCAACUCAUCCCUUAGUAAUCAUCAGAGGAUCCACACUGGGGAGAAACCCUACCGAUGCGAGGAAUGUGGCAUCUCGUUUGGCCAGAGUUCAGCUCUGAUUCAGCAUCGACGGAUUCAUACAGGAGAGAAGCCAUUCGAGUGUAACACGUGUGGGAAGACUUUUAGACAGAGCUCCUCACGCAUUGCACAUCAGAGAAUUCAUACUGGAGAGAAGCCCUAUGAAUGUAACACAUGUGGGAAACUUUUCAAUCACAGGUCAUCCCUUACUAACCAUUGUAAAAUGCACAUUGAAGGGGAUCCCUAGGAAGUACAUUUGCAUGUGUGAAUGCGUUAAACCAAAGCUUGUCGGAGAAUACAUGCUUGACAGUGAGGUAAGGAAUGUACUGGUGAU
Ochotona curzoniae (black-lipped pika) is the source of this 1942-nucleotide messenger RNA. RefSeq names its product zinc finger protein 354A-like. The coding region runs from base 38 to 1855 and encodes 605 amino acids. The transcript has 4 exons. Lineage: Eukaryota; Metazoa; Chordata; Mammalia; Lagomorpha; Ochotonidae. Gene Ontology annotation, biological process: regulation of DNA-templated transcription. The record is from RefSeq and is a predicted model, not a curated record.